AUGGUAUCAUGGAAAACUCGACAGAGCAAUUGCUGAAGAGCGUCUUUGGCAAGCAGGGAAAUCUGGAACUUACCUUAUUCGAGAGAGUGAUCGGAGACCAGGUUCAUUUGUGCUUUCAUUCCUCAGUAAAACAAAUGUCAAUCAUUUUAGGAUUAUUGCCAUGUGUGGAGACUAUUACAUUGGUGGACGCCGCUUUGCUUCACUCUCAGACCUAAUUGGUUAUUACAGUCAUGUGUCUUGUUUGCUGAAGGGGGAAAAACUAUUCUUUCCAGUAGCACCUCCAGAGCCUGUGGAGGAUAGAAGGAGAGUUCGAGCAAUUCUACCAUAUACCAAAGUCCCAGAAACUGAUGAAGUAAGUUUCCUUAAAGGAGACAUGUUUAUUGUCCAUAAUGAAUUGGAAGAUGGCUGGAUGUGGGUUACAAACCUACGGACAGAUGAACAGGGUCUUAUUGUAGAAGACCUGGUAGAAGAAGUUGGAAGAGAAGAAGAUCCCCAUGAAGGCAAAAUAUGGUUCCAUGGGAAGAUCUCCAAACAAGAAGCUUACAGUUUGCUGAUGACAGUUGGUCAGGUGUGCAGUUUUCUUAUAAGACCUUCAGAUAAUACACCUGGUGAUUAUUCACUUUAUUUUCGGACCAGUGAGAACAUUCAACGUUUUAAAAUAUGCCCAACUUCAAACAAUCAGUUCAUGAUGGGAGGCAGAUAUUAUAACAGUAUUGCUGAGAUCAUUGAACAUUAUAAGAAAGAACAGAUUGUUGAAGGUUAUUACCUUAAAGAUCCUGUUCCAAUGCAGCAUCAAGAACAAGUGCUUAAUAAUACAGUGGAUGGAAAAGAAAUCUACAACACAAUUCGUCAGAAAACAAAGGAUGCUUUUUAUAAAAACAUUGUCAAAAAAGGUUAUCUUCUAAAAAAAAGCAAAGGAAAGAGAUGGAAGAACUUGUAUUUUAUAUUGGAGGGAAAUGAUUCUCAGCUUAUUUAUUUUGAAAGUGAAAAACGAGCCACAAAACCUAAAGGAUUAAUAGAUCUUAGUGUGUGUUCAGUCUAUGGAGUACAUGACAGUUUAUUUGGCAGGCCAAACUGUUUUCAGAUAGUAGUUCAGCACUUCAGUGAAGAUCAUUACAUCUUCUACUUUGCAGGAGAAACUCCAGAACAAACACAGUGCAGGAAUGGGUGUGUCGUGCCACUUCUUCAUAUCCUCUCCAUGGUCACGGGUAACUGACUGAUACUGGUCCCUCCUGCGAUUGAUCAAGAUUGACUUUGAGGUUUCCCCUUUUAGUUCGGAUCUUGGUUUGGAAACUCUCCCUCCAGAAUAGAAUCAUAGAAUCAUAG
Centrocercus urophasianus (Greater sage-grouse) is the source of this 1326-nucleotide messenger RNA. RefSeq names its product ras GTPase-activating protein 1-like. Lineage: Eukaryota; Metazoa; Chordata; Aves; Galliformes; Phasianidae. Gene Ontology annotation, molecular function: protein binding. The annotation marks the transcript as partial. The record is from RefSeq and is a predicted model, not a curated record. The transcript has 13 exons.